Messenger RNA from Gloeophyllum trabeum ATCC 11539, 486 nucleotides. RefSeq names its product cytochrome P450. Gene Ontology annotation, molecular function: heme binding; monooxygenase activity; iron ion binding. The record is from RefSeq and is a predicted model, not a curated record. NCBI's taxonomy places the organism in Eukaryota, Fungi, Basidiomycota, Agaricomycetes, Gloeophyllales, Gloeophyllaceae. The annotation marks the transcript as partial. The transcript is spliced from 5 exons.
CUGACGGAUGACGAACUGUGCUCGGACGCUCACACGAUGGUCAGCGCUGGCUCGGAUACCGCGGGUCUUACUCUCGCUCUCGGAAUAUUUUAUAUAUACAAGAAUUCUGAGAUACGAAAGCGUCUUCAUAACGAACUAGGAGCUGCAUAUCCCCACAGCAGCGAUGUUCUCAAGGCACAUUGGGCUGACCUUGAGAAACUGCCUUUCCUUUCCGCUUGCGUAUAUGAAAGCCUCAGGAUUGCGGUGCCUAUCGGAGGAGAUCUUCCACGAGUUGUCACCGGUGGUGAUUGGCAAUUCAAGGGUAUUAGAAUUCCUGCCGGCACUGUGGUUUCAUCGAGUGCAAACGCAGUUAAUCUCAAUGGAGACAUAUUCCCAGAACCUCAGCGCUUCAUACCUGAAAGGUGGUUAGACGAGCAGGGUCGCUUGUCAAACGCUAAGGAGACAUGGCUAGUAAGCUUCAGCAAGGGCCCGAGGGCUUGCAUCGGA